UGUUUUUCUAUGUGCAGGAUACCUACGGUUAUAGUGUUCUGAUGAUCUGUGCGCUCUGUACUGAAGCCUUUGACGUUGCUGCUGAUCUGAACAGUUAUUUGAAGCAUCUCCUGGAGUUGCAUCAUGUAGUGAUAGACAAAGUGAACCUGAUCGCUAAUAUCGAAAAGUGAGGGUCGUGUAAUGAUUUUGUUUGACAAUGAUGGGUUCAUUACUUCGAUGAAAAGGUACUCGAACUAUUGGAAGAAGAGAUUCGAGGGACAUGAACUGAAAGAGUUCUGCUCUGUGAUUGAAACGAAGUCGAAGGCUGAUCAAGGCGUCUCUAAUACGUACUUCUUGUUAUGUGAUACCCUGCCGGAGGACGAAAGCUUGCGCAGUGAGCUGCAAGCUGAAAGAAGAGCGAAAGCACUGCAAGACUACGAGGAGGAAAGAGACCGGAAUGUGCUCAAGGAACAUAUGAGGAAGAAAAUGCACCGGAAGUUAAACCCGAAAAACAAGGUUUAUGAUAAGUUUUAUCUUGUUAAUUACCUAGAAUUGGGAAAAAAUUGGGAAGACAUCGCAGCAGAAGCGGACGAAGAAUAUGAAGAGGAUCAAGAUUGGGGUGAUUGGGUUUCAGAUGCUCCGCGCAUGUCGUGUCUAUUCUGUAGUGUUGUCGAACCAUCUGGCGAAGCCUUGUUUAGUCAUAUGAAAGACGCACAUGGGUUUGAUUUUGUGUCUGGAGCCGAAGUAAAAAGACUGGCGUUCCACGAUAAGGUGAAGUUGGUCAACUACUUCCGGAGGUAUUAUUUUCCUACCGUGGAAGAUGAUGACUUGCUCUGGGUGCUAGAAGACAUCAAUGAUGAUGAUUUGUAG
This is a messenger RNA of Notodromas monacha, 849 nucleotides long. The record is from the annotation of a GenBank genome assembly. Lineage: Eukaryota; Metazoa; Arthropoda; Ostracoda; Podocopida; Cyprididae.